AUGGGCCUUUACAAGAUGGUUGGCAAGCUAACAAGAAAUGAAACUAUGUCGACUUCAGAAAUAAGGAGGGAGUUCCUAAGGAUUGGUAGUAGCGAUGUUUCAUCACAAUGGCUUGAAUUCCCUGAUGCUGUUAGGUUUGCUCUAACUGAUCUGGAACUACUUGGAUAUUUAGAGGAAAAGAUUGUCCAUGGAAAUUCAGCGUCACAUAUAGAUGAAUUUAUUCCAACCAUAGAGGAGCGGAAGGAAUCUCAUAGACCCAUCCAAGGAAUCUCCCUGGUAGUAUUUUGGACAUGUAUCAAGUCGAAUGGGAGGAACAGUUUUUUCUUCCAUAGUUUAUCAAAUGCACGUGGUGCUGGCCGGCGCAAGCACCGCAAAAUCAGCAAGAGUGAUGGCACUGUUUCUGAUGAGUUUACAUGGCGCAAGACUGGAAAUGAUAAAUGCAUCUUAGACAGUGAUGGAGCCACGACGAAAGGCUGGAAGGGAAUCUUUAUUCUUGAAGCUCGUAAGAAAGGAGGUGGUACGACGAAGAAAGGGAAAUGGACGCAGCACCAGUAUAGCCUCGAUGCAAAGGAAGACGCAGAGGAUGUAGACAUAGUUGUUUCCGAAGUGUUUUUACAGUCUCAUCCAAAGAAAACUAGGAAGACCCAGGAAGGUGUUGUUGAUGAUGUAGAAACCAAGCCAAAUCAGGAGGAAGAACAUCCCGGCUUAUCUCUUGUUCAGCUAAUGCCUGAAGCUGAAGACCCGGAGGUGGGAAUGACAGAAGAUAAGGCCAGAACACAAGCACAAGUGAUGAGAGCUAAGAAACAGGAAUGGGAGGCAGAAAGAAAGGCUUCGGAGGCUGAGAAGAGAAAGCUAGAGUAUGAAAUAUACGAUCUGCUUCAAGUGAACUUUGCAAUCAAGAAUAAGCUCAAGAGGAUCAGGGCUACUUGUGAUGAGUGA
This is a messenger RNA of Lolium perenne, 939 nucleotides long. Lineage: Eukaryota; Viridiplantae; Streptophyta; Magnoliopsida; Poales; Poaceae. The record is from RefSeq and is a predicted model, not a curated record.